UAUUAAUUUCCUUCAGAUGAGGUAAUAAAAUGUUAUAAAAUAGUUAAAGGAGAGCUUAAAUAAAAAAUUAGUAAACAGUAUUAAAUCCUUUGAGUAAAUUUAUAAAAGAAAAUCCAAAUGCUUAAAUUACAGAAGUGUUAGAUCAAGAUGAUUAGUGGGAUUCAAAAUAGAAUGGUAAAAUAUUUGGUGAAUAGUAAAAAUUUGAGUAAAUAAUUAGCGUAACAUAAUAUCCAGAACGCUUUUGGGAAAUGUUAAAAAUAAUAUAUAACUCAGAAGAUGUAGAUGUUGAAAAUAUUUAAAAAAAGUAAUAUCUGAAAAGAUUCUAGGUAUCCUUUUUUUAUAAGCGAAAUAAUUGGAAGAAAGGAGGAAUUUAUUAUUGAUUAUUUUUUUUAUUCAAAAGGUCCAGAAUAAUGUGAAUCCCUUAAUUUUCUGUUUAAAACAAUUGAUAGGGAUUGCAUCGAUUACACCUAAGCAGGCUAUUUUUGUAAAAUUGUAAAAGCGAUCAUAGACAAGAGAGGAUUUGAUGUAAUUCUAUUAAAAUAAGUUUAAGCUUUGGUAAUAUUUAAUAAAUCCACAAAAAGAGAGUAAAAAUGUAUUAGAGGAUUUUAUUAAACAUUUAGAUGUUUUCCAUAUAGCAGAUAUAUUAUUCAACCUAAUUCGAUUUGAUACAAUUAGAAAUGAAGGUGAUGAUGUAUUUUUAAAUCAGAGGAUAUCUUUAUUACUUCGCAUUAUUGACAGUAUGUAAUAAAAAAGUUAUAAUUCUUUGAUUGUGGAAAAUGUUUGUUAUAUUUUAAAAAAUCUUUUGACAGAGACAAACGAAAUAAAAGAAAAAGAACAAUUUAUAUCUAGUAUAUUGAAUUCAAAGCUUCAGUUUAGUUGUUUUGUAUGAAAAAUUUUAAUUUAUUUAGCCAACUAGUAAAUCAAGUGAAUUGAUUGAUUUAUUGAUAGUAAUACUUGAGCAAAUUUGGCAAGAUCAUAAUUUUGUAAAUUAAUAAGGCAAAUAUAACUAUUACUUAUUAUAAGAAUUUAGUUAUAAUUUAGUAGAUUUGCUUAAAAUAGAAUUAAAUUUGCGUAAUUAAUUUUUUUACAUUAAUAGCUCCAUUUCAGACUUCUUAUGGGACGUAUUAGAUACCUUUAGGAUAAUUCAAAAUAAAAUUAAUAGAAUUUUAUUGUAAAGUAUUAAAACAAAAUAAUCUAAAUAUAAUAAACUAUUUUUAACAUUAGAAUAUCUGUUUUACAAUUAUGGAAUUGAUUUAGAAACAUUAUUUUAAUAAUUCAAUUUAGAAUCUAUUUUUAGAGAUUGUUGAAUAAGUAAUGCAAAAUGAGGAUCAAAUUGAAAUUCGUUAGGCAUACAUAGAUGCAAAUAUUUGUGGAUUUUUAUAAUAUCUAAACUAUUAUGAAAGAUAACAAGUAGGAUAAAUAAAAAAAUAGAUAACAAUAGGUUUUUAAGGAAUGGUUAAUAGGCUUUCAUAUUUAUUGAAAAAUGAAUUUAAAGAAGAAUCAUGGUAGAAUUACAUUAAUAGGUUAUAAAAUAUAUUUUAAAAUGAAAAUUCUUAUUUGUUAGGAUAAAAUCCAAAUUGUAUAGAGGAUGAGGAAACUACAACAAAUUUAAUUUCAUCUUUGAUAAGUGAUACUAAUAGUAGUUAUAUGAUUGAUUAAAAUCUUCAGUAAAAUAGACAAUAAAUCAUUUAACAAUUUGGAGAUAUAUCAAAUUAAAAAUAAAUUUUACUUGAGGAAAGGCCAAUUAAUCCAGUAACAGUCUAAAAUUUUGAUGAGUCUAAUAACAGUGAUUAACCCAAAUCUAUAGUAAAGUUUGGGGAUAUUGAUUAUUUUAAUUAAUUAAUUGAAGAUAAUAAUAAUUAAAAAAUUGAAGAUAACAAUAAUUAACCCAUUGUAGAUAAUAAUAAUUAAAAAAUUAUAGAUAAGAAUAAUUCACAAAUUGAAGAUAAUAAUUAAAAAAUUGAAGUUACUAAUAAUUAAAAAAUCGAAAAUAAAAAUAAUUAAAUAUUUGAAAUUACAAAUAAUAAAACAAAUAUUGAAAAUAGUAAAGAAAUACAAACUAGUAAUUAUAUUUUUCAUUUUAGAAUUAAUCGAAGACGUGUCAAAAAAACCCUUUGUUAAUCCAGAUUCUCCAGAUAUUCUUGUGAAUCAUUGGAGAAAAAAGAAUUUAAGAUUAUGUAGAAGUUCGAAUGUUAGUGGAGAGCUAAAUGAUGAUCAUAUACAAACUAGAACAAAAAGUAAGACAUAAUGCUUUAAAAAAUAAAAUUCUGAAUAUUUUCCAAAAAGAAAAUAAUCAGAUCAUUCUGAGAAUUAUAAAAUUAAUUUAGAAACGAAGCCAGAAAAAAGAAAGUUCGAAAUGUUAGCUUAAACGUAAUCAUAAGAACUUAAUUAUUAAAAGAUAUGAU
Messenger RNA from Paramecium sonneborni, 2405 nucleotides. NCBI's taxonomy places the organism in Eukaryota, Ciliophora, Oligohymenophorea, Peniculida, Parameciidae. The record is from the annotation of a GenBank genome assembly.